GUCUCACACUCUCUUAUCAGUUACCCAGACUGCUUUCAUGGCUAGUUUAAGCUUCAACGCCACCAGAAUCAGAACCCCAACGCUUCAAUCUCACAAACCCCUCUCCAAAUUCAUCUCCCUCACAAAACCCAUCAAAAUAUCAUAUAGUUUCUUACGGAAAACUUCACAAAACCAAGCAAAACUCGGCCUUUUCCGGUCAGAAAGCUCAGUUUCUGCACCAAAAGAAGUCGAAAUUGAUGAUGAAGAGGACGACCCAACGGCAGAAAUGAGCUAUCUUGAUCCAGAAAUCGAUCCCGCGAGCAUUUCGGAGUGGGAGUUGGAUUUUUGCUCUAGGCCAAUACUAGAUAUCAGAGGAAAGAAGUUGUGGGAGCUUGUUGUAUGUGACAGUUCGCUUUCACUUCAAUACACAAAGUACUUUCCUAACAAUGUUAUCAACAGUAUCACAUUGAAGGAUGCUAUUGUGUCGAUAAGCGAUGAUUUGGGCAUCCCUUUACCGGAGAAAAUCCGCUUCUUUAGGUCACAGAUGCAGACAAUUAUAACAAAAGCGGGUAGGGAGCUUGGUAUAAAACCUAUUCCAAGUAAACGGUGUCUGUCCCUACUUCUCUGGCUGGAAGAACGCUAUGAGACUGUAUACAAGCGUCAUCCUGGUUUUCAGAAGGGAUCAAAACCACUUCUAGCAUUAGACAACCCUUUCCCAAUGGAGCUCCCAGAGAACCUGUUUGGUGAAAAAUGGGCAUUUGUCCAAUUACCUUUUUCAGAUAUUCGUGAGGAGGUAUCAUCCUUGGAGACGAAAUUUGUGUUCGGUGCAGGUCUAGAUUUGGAUUUACUGGGGAUUGAAAUUGAUGACAAGACAUUGGUUCCAGGGCUGGCUGUCGCGUCUUCACGUGCUCAACCUUUAGCGGCUUGGAUGAAUGGACUGGAAGUCUGUUCAAUUGAAGCUGACAUCAACCGCGCUUGCUUGCUUCUAUCUGUGGGAAUUUCUACCCGGUACGUUUAUGCUACCUACGAGAAAACUCUGGUAACAACAAACGAAGCUGAAGCCUGGGAAGCAGCAAAGAAAGCCUGUGGAGGUUUACAUUUCCUUGCCAUUCAAGGAGACUUGGAUUCAGAUGACUGUGUUGGAUUUUGGCUCCUACUAGACUUGCCACCUCCACCUGUAUAAUUUAUCAAUUCUUGAAUGAAUAUACCUUUCUUACAC
Alnus glutinosa is the source of this 1198-nucleotide messenger RNA. RefSeq names its product protein TAB2 homolog, chloroplastic. NCBI's taxonomy places the organism in Eukaryota, Viridiplantae, Streptophyta, Magnoliopsida, Fagales, Betulaceae. Gene Ontology annotation, molecular function: RNA binding. The record is from RefSeq and is a predicted model, not a curated record. The transcript is spliced from 5 exons. Bases 38 to 1162 code for a protein of 374 amino acids.